AGCCCAGCAAUGCCCAGCAGACCGGGGGAGGAAGAGGUGGUAGAGCCCAAAGGGGACGAGGACAUGAUCGAAGACCUACACGAGGAAGAGGAAGUAUGAAAACUCUUUCUUUUUUUUAUGGGAGGUGUCCAUUUCCGGGUCGAUUAAGGAACAACAUUUUUCAGUCUCCAAGACAUGUUUUCACGUAUCUCUCUCCUUCAGCUGUAUUUGUCGGCAUAACUUUAAAUUUGAUACAAAGUCUGUAGUAGCGCUAUAUAAAAACUUUAAAAAACAAAUUGAUUUCCUGUACGUUUGCAAUUCUUGAAGAUAAGUUUAAGAUUCAAAUUUAACAGGAACAAAUAAAUUAACAACACAACAACCAAGAAUCGCCUGCAGAUUCCAAAACCCAAAAAUAACAACAAGUGUACGCCUGUAUAUUAAGAUAAUAUUCAUGUUGAUGAAUGUAUUCGUCUCGCGAUAAGAUACUUUUAUGAGCGUAAUUUCGGCCUGGAAAUAAGUCCAUCUGACUGGAAAAUCCUUUUACCCUUUGAAAGAUAGGUAGACUCAAUUCCGUCUUAAAAGGUGCAUGUGUGCGUCUUAGUUCAGCUUCUCUUUAUGGACAUUACGAAGGCAUUUGGUCGACUGAUUACUAAAAAAGAACUUGGUGCUUGAGGUUUAUGCUCUAUGCUGAAUUUUUCUCCUAAAAAUUUCUUUUUUCUCGGCGCACAGUAAACCUUAUCCAAUCACGCAUUCGUCACCGAGAUGUUCCUGUGCUUGAGGCAGGCUGCGUAUAAUAAUAUUCCAUUCCUAUUUACUCUCCGAUUCUUCACGCGGAUGGCUCAUGCUUUGGAUCCUUACGUUUGACUCUGAUGUUGCUUUGUCCUACUGCCGUGUCAACCAUUUUCAUCAUUUUACGAUGAUAACUUUAUUUUUGUUUCACAACACUCAAAAGUUCAAAAAAAAUCCCAACGAAGGUGGGCUUACUGUUUCUGUAUAUAGCGUUUUAAGGCCUAUGUUUAAAGAUUCACAACUAACGAAAGCUUGUUUUCAAUUAGAUGGCGGCUUCUCUCGAUCGAGUGACCGAAAUGGGUACAUAUUGAAGGACGUUAGGUACGAGAGAAACAAACUCUACGUGUUGGGCUUACACCAUAGAGUGACUAAGGAAUGCUUACUACACUAUAUUGAGAAGAUCAGCAGCUAUGAUGUGAAGCAUAUCCUAUGGUUUAAACCUAACGGUAGAGCCAUUGUGACCCUGAAUGCAGAAACUAUAGGUAAAUUAACAUUUUGUUUUUCUAGUUUUAGCAGCAAAAUUGGUCGUUACACGAGAUUUUUGUCUUAAUCGAAGCACACAAAUCAUACUUUGCAUUCACAAUAGGAUAUGAAAUCGUUGAAACCGUAAAAAAAUGGAUUUAAUAGUAUAAACCUAGAAAACUGUAGUUUUUCUUGAGGCACAUCAGGGGAGGAAAGAUGACUUGACGGGAGACCGAAGGGACUAAACUAUUGUUGAGGCAAAACGAGUAAUCGAAGGAGAAAAUGGAGGAAGGGAGAAAGUAAGGAAGGAAAGAUCUCUUUUGAUUAUCCGCACAUCGCUCAUUCUUAUACUUCAAUGAAACGAUAUUAUAAGUGAAGCAAAAUUAUUGCAAUCUUUGCUUCUAUCUUCCAGAUUUUCAGACUAUUUGCCGAGAGGCCGAGAAAAGGCCACUAACCCCCAAUAAGGAAAGGAAGAAUGAUGUCAGUGAUGUACUCAUUGAAAGAGCACCAGUUUGCAAGAGUAUAUUUGUGCGUGGAAUUCCCUUGAAUACGCCAGAGGAGGAAAUCGAAAAUCACUUUGAAAAACUUGGAAUAGUGGAGAAGUUUUGCUUCAACACUAAAGAAGUGAAAGAAAGAAGAGCCAAGGAAAUGAGAGCAAUAGUAUACUUUAAAAGUGAAAAAAGUAUGUCAACCAGACAUUUGAAGUAUUAACAAUAACAAUAUAGAGCACUGUGUAGGAGUAAGAUCUUGUGUUAGUCUUCAUAACAUCAGAGAUAAUUUUGGGGCUUUAGUGUUUCAAAAAUAACGCUGACAUCAUUAAAACAAGUUAACUCUAGUUUUUGGGGGGCGGGAAAAGUUAGCUCUAACUAUAUCCAGCACUAUCUCACGGCUUGCUUCGAUCAACACCAUACAGAGUUUACUUCUUUUUUUUCCUCUCUCAUUUAGCUUCAUUCUAUGCAUUUUACAUUUUAUGUUAAAAAAUUUAUAAGUUUAGUCAGUUAUAUUUCUAUUUAGUUACCCCCAUGUUUGAUCCGUCUUCUUUGGCCCUAUAUCGUCUAGGUGUAAAGAAGAUUGUCGAUAAUGAUAAUUUCCUUCAUGGCACCUUACUGGCUGUGGAGAGGUACUAUCCUUUCAUGGGCACCGUAGAACCUGCUGACUCCAAAAUUCCACAAUAUACCGAGAGCAAGAUUCCAUUUUGCGAAGGUCCUUAUUUCCGAAUGGUUGUAGAUCAGGAUACCAUUGAAUUUGUCAUGAAUAAGAGCAACCGGGGGCUUGAGUUGCAAGAAAAGCUCAGCGCGGAGCGAGCAAACAUAAAUUGGACCAAUAAAGAUGGAUAUGUGCUGGUCAAAUACUAUUCCAAGGGUCACAAACGAGACGAUGAAUUUGACGAGCACGAUUGGGAAGAACGUUGUCGCCACAUCCUUAGUGAUCUUCUGGAUCGAUUCACUUCGAAAGACAUUUCAGUCGAGAAAGAAAUCUGGAAACAAGUUAUCUAUGAGUUACCCCAGAUUGAGAGUUUGUUUCCCAACUAUUCAGCUCAAAUCAAAAAACUUGAUGAUCUCGAGGAGCUAAGAUUGAUCUGUCUCAAAACAGAUAUGCCAGAGUUUGAAAGGAAACUUUUAAAUCGAAUUGAAGAAGUAAAACAAGCGGAGCUGGAGAAGACUCUUGAACACAAAACGUUGACAAACUUUCCUAUUGUGAUUCUCAAGCUUAUGGAAAUGGUUGGCAUUCAGAGUAUUUUAAAGGAAAAUGUUCAUCAAGAUAUUCAAACCAGAAUAGAGCUAGCACAAAAAAGUAUUUUCAUCAAGACACCUCAAGGCCAGAUGUCAGCUGCAGUCGCGUAUCUUCGAGAACGCGAAAAAGAAGUGAAGCAAAAUUCAACGCAAAGCCCUCCAGAAAUUAUUGGUAUCUUAAAGACAAAAGUUGGAAAAGGUAAGUUGAAUACUGAAUUCAAGGAAUCUAACCUUCAUUGUACCUUCAAUAUCGAUGAGAGCAACAACAAGAUUCUGUUCUUGGGAAGAGCUCCUGAAGACACAGUUAGAGGCCGUAAAGUGGCUGAGGCGACGCUGAUCACUGGCAGACUUCACAUCAAAGAUAGAGACAACGACAUCCUGCAAUCAGACGAAUGGAAACAAAUUUGCCGCAACUUUGAAAAACGUUCUAAAGUUCGUUGUCAAAGAGGGUCAGUGACAGAAUUUCAUGUUUUUGGAUUCAAGAAAGGCGUCGAUGAAGUUGUAAAAGCAUUGACUAAAUUUUUAAACGAGAAGAAAGCGAAGGAAGGAGAAUUCAGAUUCAAUUCGCCGGUCCAUCAAAGACUGUUCCGUGAAUUUUACAAAGAUGAGAUAACGAAACUUGAAGAGAGCCUUUCGUUGCAUUCAGUAAAAAUUUCUUGGGAGGAAAAUGGAGAUAUGCAUUUCACUGGGGCUGUUGAAGGCGUGAAGGAAGUUACGAACAAAUUGAAUGCUAUGCAGGAUGAUAUAACAGAGGAAACUUGUAGGGUUAUCUUGCCAGGGAUGCGAAGUUUCCUGGCGAAAAACAAAGAGGAAGUCGUCGGAGUUGUAGAAAAAGAAAAUGAGUGCGUUAUCGAAAUACAAGAGUGUAUGGGAGAAUGGCAAGACCCGGAUGACGUUGAUGAAACUUCGAGCAUAAGUUCUGAAGAGGAAGCCUUUGAUGAAGAUGAUGACACCAUAGUCACCCAGGAAGGCAAGAAGAUUAUCUGGAAAAUUGGGAGAAUUGAGGAAGAAGAGGUAUGCAAAGAACCCUUGAUUGUCUCUAAGUCAUAUUCAAAACGAACCCUUUCAGUUGUUUAGCCUUCUGAGGACAAAAUAUUACGUAUUCCUCCGUGAUACUUGUUAUUUGGUAAAACACUUGAAAAAAGGGAAGUUAUACGUGAAACCAAAGAUAAUACCCCAUUACAAGUGUAUUCACCACAACGAAUAAACCACAAGUGCUAUAAAUCUACAAACAUUUAGUUAAAGAAAAGUGCGAACGACCAAUUUUUGCAUAAACCAGUGACUAUGAGCUACUUGAAUUAAGCUUAAAUUUCCCUCGAGUUUUUCUCAUAACAAUGAAAUUUUUUUGAUAGGCGGGAGUAUUAGUGUGUUCAGUUGGGUCAAAUUUGAAGUUGUCCAUCGGUGCAGUGGCGCGAGCUUUCAACGAAACUGGUGGACCAGCACUGCAACGUGCCCUGACUGAGACUGGAAUACAUUAUUUAGAUCCUGGAAAAGUUCUUCGCGUACAUUUACCCCUGAAGGCGGGAAAACUAGCCUGUGAUCAUGUCGUUUUUUGUGCGUGUUGCCCGUGGAGUGAUGGGGAGACUGCCGCUAAGCAGGUAAGAAAAACUUUAUUGGCUGAAAACAGGAGGAUACAUUUCUCUAACCCCUUACAAAUCCUUUUUUGCAAGCCUUUAAACAUAAUUUAAUCUUGUAUUCAAUACAAUCCAUUCUAAGCAUCAAAUAAACGCAUUGCAACCACUCUUCUUAACCGAAGAAUGACUUGUGGCCGAUGAAGAAAUGCAAAAUUGAGUCUACAACGCCUUUCACCUCAAUAAUAUUUUCAAAAGUUACUUUUACUCAGCUGAAAUAACUGUUUAUAACCAAAGAAAGGGAUUCAGAACUAUUUCUUAAUUCAAGUAAAUUUGAUCCUUCAAUUGUUGUCAUUUAAUGCUAACGUUCUUUCUGUCUGGCUAACAGAUUCUCCAGGGUUUAAUGAGGAACUGCUUUAAUGCCACUUCCGAAGUUGGGUGUGGCUCUAUUGCCCUACCUCUCAUUGGUACAGGAAAUCUUGACUUUCCACAUGAUGUAGCAGUCCAGGUCAUGGUCGACGAAGCUCUGAGCUACAGCAAAACGUUUCCUAACUCCCCUAUUGAAGAGUUUAGAUUUAUUGUGUAUGAAAAGGAUCAAGAAGGGAUCUCAGGCUUUGAAGAUAAAUUCAAGCAUUUCAAGGACGACCCUCAGCGUACGUUUCCUCUUCAGAAAAAACCAUUCAUUGGCCAACUGAGUGGGAAGAGAAAGAAGACACCUCCUUCGUCAGAGUCAAAGUGUGCCAAAGUCUAUAUCGGUGAUGUUUUAGUGGAGGUCGUGAAAGGAGACAUCACUGAACAAAGAACAGAUGGAAUCAUCAACGUAGUUCGCCAGGAUAUGCAAAUGACCACUGGAAAGCUUAGUGCAGCCAUCCUUGAAGUAUGUGGCGAGGAAGUACAAGAAGAGCUGUCAAAAUAUUAUCCUCAGCCUCCUGGGUCCGUUGUUACAACAUCUGCAGGUAAAUUGAAAGUCCAUUGGAUAAUUCAUAUGGUUGUUGGAUCCGGAAAAAUGCAGCAUCUCCUCAAAUGUAUCCAAGAAGCUCUGAAGGAAGCUCGCAACAAAGGUCUGAAGACGAUUUCUAUUCCAGCAAUUGGUAGCGGUGGCUUAGGUUUAAGUCCACAGGAUUCCGCCGAGGUAGUUAUAGGGUCACUUCAAGAGGUAAACCUUGGCACAGUACGUUCCAUAAGAAUUGUUGUCGUAGAAGAUUCUGUGAUAAAUGUCUACGAAAGGAAAUUGAAACUAAUGAAAGCUGAACUCUGUUGCACCCCUGGUUACACUAAAUUAGAUGACGACGAGGAGGGGGGAGCUGAUGCCACAUCGAUGUCCUGGUGCUAUCACCAUAACGUGACUGUGUACGGGCGAAGCAAGCGCCUUGCGGAGGCAAUACCAAGUUUGAAAGACAAAGUCAUCAGAGAAUGCCCGCCCACUGAUAUUAUAGAGGACGUCAUCGAACGUCUGUCAAGUCGCUGUCGAAGGCAUUUGAGACGGAAGGCUCGUGAAGAGGACGUGGGUCUUGACUUCUCCAAACAAGGAACCAUAACACUGACAGGCUUUUCCACAGAUGUGAUUAAAAUGCAUACCGAAGUAACGAAAGUUCUUCAGGAACAAUUGAAGAACGAACACAUAAUGGAACGGGCAGAGAUGAUGUCGCGUAAUGUUCAAUGGUGUUUCUUAACUGCGGAUAGUCAAUAGGAACCAUUUGAGAAGAUGGCUAAUUACGAAAUCGAAACAGCACAACAGUCAAAUGAGCCAUCUGUUUACUUCACUCAUAGGAAAUGGCAAGCCAAAAUAGUUUUCGCUCAGGAAAACGUCACCUUUAAUAUAACUGGGGCAGUGAGGAAGGUCUUUCGUAGGGAUGGUAAGCGAUUACUUUAGAUGGCCAUUUCGCGGGCUUUGAGCCCCACCCUUGAACCUUUGCAGAAAGCCUUACUUAAAAAGUUGAAUGCGGUUGAUGAUAAUUCUUACCAACCGAAAUUGAAAUAGAAGGUUUUGCAAAGUUACGGCUCUGCUAUUGUUACUUGUUAAGUCGAGACGAUUACAAGGACAAGUUCAGCAAUGACCUGUGAGAUGCAGUUUGUUCACGUUAUAAGCACUGAUUGAUAAUGAUACUAAGACCGAGUGGAGUUUAAUUCGGUCUGUAAUCAUAUGAGUGAUUGACGAAAUCGGACGACCGCGAAGCGAGUCCGAUUUGUCAAUCACGAAUAUGAUUACUGACCGAAUUGGACGAGACAAAGUCCUGUUACAAUUUAAUCAUAACCGUUACAAUUUCUGAAAAUAAAAUUCAUUUAGGACAAUUAUCUCUGGUAAAGACAAUUUCUGAAGUAGAAAUACCUCCAUUUUGGAAAUUCUCAGUUUUUUUUUUUAGGAUAUGUUGUGUUGCUAUGAUUAUUGUGAUCAAUUUUGUGAUUGGUGAAUCAAGUUGAGCGGACUUAGUAUGAUUGGCUGCUUCAACUGUGAGAUUACAAGUGUCUGUUUACAGCUAACUUUCCGGGUACUCUGUCCAAUUACAACUACACAGAAUAAUCAGUGAAUAAUAAAGCAGCUGAUGCACCAAACGCAAUUGAGGAAAUUUUAACGUUUACGGUUAAUGCUAUUUAAUGAUAUAGGUGUAUUGAAAUGUAUAUGAUUUAGGGUUCCUUACCAAUAUUUUCUACAUCCACGUCAAAUAGUGUUGCCACUCCCAAAGAACUGGGACUGCCAUCCCUUGGAUGCCAAGAAGAGAGAAGUGAAGGUCCAUUCAAUGCGUCUUGAUGCAGAUUCACCGGAGUACAAAGACGUUAAUGAGAAAUUCGUGGAAUCAAUUUCCGAGAAUGUCUGUGUAACAAGUAUUCAGAGGAUCCAGAACCCAUCAAUGUAUCGUUCCUACGCCACGAAAAAACAAAGUAUGGACGAGAAAAAUGGAAACCACAGAAACGAGUGGUGCCUAUUCCACGGUACAGCAUAUCAUAACGUCAAGGACAUAAACGCACAUGGGUUAAAUCGAAGCUUCUGUGGUAGGAAUGGUAAGUGUUUCACCUACGAGUUCAAAUCUUGGUGAAAAUCUAUCGUAAGUUACCUUUAUUCGUGUGCAAAAACGUGAAAGGACUCUUCAAUUGCCUACUUGAUCAGCAAACAUUCUAUGAGGUCCUGAUUAACUGGAAGAGCCCACCCUUUUGUUGAGAAAAUGCCAUUAACAUGAACUCGCACUAAUAAAAAAGCUAUGAUCGUGUUUUCUCGUUUAGAAGGUAGGACCCUGAUCAACGCAGUUCUUAGAAACAAACCUACUUAGAUCCUCCACCUUUCAUUAAUUGUUCAUCCUUCUUCUUUUCUAACUUUUUUACUUCAACUGAGGCUUUGGGACGAUGAGGACUCUUCUUUAAACCGGUAAAGAUUGUUUUAAAGCGUUAAUAUGUCCCAGAAGUGUUGUUCUCCAGAAAAUUUUGCUUUAAAAUCGUACAAAAUUCAAAAUUUUCAACAAAAAGCUACGCAAUUUUCUGGUUGUAGGUUCUAGUAAACAACAAAUCUGCCACACGAGUCACGUAAAUGCAAGUAAUUUGUAAGUUUUUUGCUUCGUUUUUCGAACUGCAGACAUUUUUUUUAAGUGUUGAUAUGUCCUUGGGUUUAACAGAAGAUUUUAUUUCUAAAAUCGAACAAUUUCAGAAUUUUCUAAAUUUCCAAUAUUAAACAUACGCAAUUUUCUGGUUUUGAAUUUCAGUAAACAACGAUUUAAGUGUGCUGAAUCUACUACGCGGUCUCGUACAUGCAAUAACCCAGUUCACUUUUCGCUUCUGAGCAGAAAAUCUUCAAUUCUUUGAAUAAAGAUUUGGCCUCGAAGUAUUUCUUGGUCGUUUUGGCUUUGUCAUAGUUUUUAGGUAUAAAACGAUUACCUGUAAACCCGACACCGUUGUAGUAAACUCUUUGUUCGUGCGUGACUUGUGUUUGCAUGCUAUGUUCUAAAAGAAUUGGUAAUGCUUUAAGCUGUGCGUAUAUCGAGUUGUGAACGUACUUGAGAAGCUUGGAGAGAAGCAAGAGCUGCUCUCGGCUACGCCUCGAGUAAGUCUAACGCUUCUCACGUGCUCUCCAAACCUCCCGCGUGUAUCCAUAAAUCUACAUACGCACGCUACGCAUAACCCAAUCAUUCAAUAAACUGAGAUAGCUUUUUUAACUGGCUAACAACUAAUUUUACCCGCAGGUGCGACUUAUGGAGAUGGUGUUUAUUUCGCGACUGAGUCUUGUUACUCUUUAUCUUUCUCGAAGCCACCCAACAGCAAGGGAGAGUACUGCAUGUAUCUUGCAAAAGUGCUAGCGGGUAAAUACGCAGAUGGCGAGAAAGGGAUGAGGCAACCACCACCCAUUGACCAAGAGAGACUUGACCUUCGAUUUGAUUCGGUGGUAGACAACUCAGACGAUCCUUCUAUAUUCGUCAUAUUCCAUGACGAUCAGUGUUAUCCUGAAUACCUUAUUACCUUUACGCGGUCAGCCGACGGUUACGCUGCAACGUAAAUUAAGUUUUACGUACCUCGGGAGUAACUGGCGUAAACAAACCAAAAAAGCUUUGGAUAACUUGCGUAAAAGUGACACAUACAGUGUGUAAACAAAAUUGUUUUAUUAUCCAAGAUGGUAUUUUGUUUCAUCACACUUUUAAGAACAGAUUCAUGCAAUAGUGCUUUCCCUAGGGUGCAGGAAACUAAUUCGUUAAGGUUAUUGAAAGAAAUUAGAUUACUGCGGUGACUCGUCACAAAUUAAAUGGUGGUGCUUUGUGACUUUUGUAGGCCAGAUCAAGCGUUCCGUUAGAGACUUAAUCUUUGUGAAUAUUUUUCGAAAUGUGAAAUGACACGAUUAAAAGAUACAUUUUUGACGUUUGAAAUGGACAGUUCGGUAAGAAGUUAUGGAAAAUGUUGUGGUUCAUGGAGGUUUCGUAGACAAAUGAACCGUUUAAUCGUUUCAUAUAUUUUUCGCAAUUCUUUAUAGUUUUCACCUUCUAAUGUCUUUAGAUUAGUGUGUUAAUGACCUCUUACAACCCAAGAAUGAGGUCGUUACGGGAAAACCUCAAACUGAGCACUUGCUAUGUUGACUAAGCGAAAACGAUCCAUAAUCGGCCCAGGUCAUUACGGGAGGAAAAUGUCCACCUUUCAUAUAGAUCAGAGUCCUUCAAAACAUGCGAUAUAUCAGACAAAAACCCAGAAAGGAUUUUUAGCUUUACUGUAC
Messenger RNA from Pocillopora meandrina, 9719 nucleotides. NCBI's taxonomy places the organism in Eukaryota, Metazoa, Cnidaria, Anthozoa, Scleractinia, Pocilloporidae. The record is from the annotation of a GenBank genome assembly.